Molecule: messenger RNA, 246 nt
Organism: Eruca vesicaria subsp. sativa (arugula)
Lineage: Eukaryota; Viridiplantae; Streptophyta; Magnoliopsida; Brassicales; Brassicaceae
Source: the annotation of a GenBank genome assembly
AUGUAUAUUAAGGACCCAAGAGCAAGGACCCCCAAUAAUCUUACUCUUACGGGGAUCAAAGGGGGCCCACUUCUAUUUUUCCGCUCAACAAAGCCUUUCGAUAUUGCCAUUACCAAAUCCGAGAUAAUCGCCCUUUGUUGCGAGAAGGUUCUCUAUGAUGAUAACACUGAAGCUGCUGUUAGAGUUGCUGCUAUUGACCGCAAUUUCAAGAUAAUAAUUCAUCAAACUCAACUAGGUGAUUCUUGA